UUCAUACCAGAUGUGACCUUAUAGAUAUUUCACAGUUUAUGCCAGCUAUGAUAGCUAUAAGGUGAUGCUGGAAGUCAUUGUGUUGGACAGAAGUUGUAGGGAUUAGCUAAGUAAUUGUUGGUCCACAUAUGGACAGUUGUGCAGUGUUAUGUAACAUUUGUUGACUCUAUUGUCAAUCCCAGGUGCUUCAGUGUCAAUAUAGAUAAUGGUGAUGAGUUUAAAAGAUGGGGAGCGAGACAGAUUAGUUGAGAGUUUUACAUGUUCGCUGUCAUUAUAGUGUUCACUAGCCAGCAGAACGUUGUAGCAAAUUUGUGUCUAAGGCCUUGUUUAUAGUUAUUAAAGUUAAUUGAUGAAAACGAUUUGUGAAAAUAUUUUAUUUUGAAAUGUUUUUAUUGUAAGGUGAUUAUGAACAAGACUCUUGUAAAAGAGUUAUAUUGAAUACAAAGAUAUACUGUGAAGUGAAGAAACUUAAAAAGUGUUUACAAGGAAAUAAUUAUAAAUAUUAUCACAUAUUUUGAAGUUAUACUUAGAGUGAAAGAAUAAUACGCAAUAUAUUUGACUGAACAAGUGACAUCAAGACGCAGUUAGGGCAAUUAACCAUAGUUGUUUAGUAUGGACAUUGUGUAUUCUUGUCCUAAAAGAAGAAAAAUCAGGAAAAUAUUAGGAAGAGUACCCUGUGUAAGUUUGGGAAAUCUAACUAUGGAAAUGGAAGGUAUUGCGGAGGAAGACGAGUACGCAGUAGGCUUGGACAAACCAAUCAUGUCACCUGACUGGCUGAAUCGGGUUUGGACGGAGCGGGACAAGGUGGACUUCCGUGCAGAUGAUCAGUGUGUGAUGAAAUACAAGGUUCCACCGUUCCACAAGAAGUGUCUCAGUUUCCUAGGCUUUACACACGAUGAACAGAAUCAUAUGGAGGAAAUCACCAUAGAAAAUGGUGGAACAUUUGCGAGUGUGGGAGACCAUGAAUGUACACAUCUGAUCGUGGACGAGGCUGUUAAGGAGAUGCCAGAGGACAUCAUGGCGCCUAGAUAUGUUGUCAAGGGAGAGUGGUUUUGGGCAUGUAUACAGAUGGAGGCGAGGGCGGCAGAAAAACUUUACACAUUUCAGAAGCCAGGAGAACCCAUACAAAACUUGUUUACUCCGAGCACAAAUAUGUCGGGCUCCAAAUCACGGAAACGUAAACGUCUCAAGGAGAACAUCGCCCAUCUGGCGUCGGACGAGGAGUUAGAAUCACCCCUGUACAACAAGCGACGGUCCAGCGGCCUUGAUGGGGUUAUUAGUCCGAACUCCUUCCUGGAUGCUUCAAACACGCCAGAUAUCUCAGAUAUCAACCUCAAUGAGAAAGAACAAGUUAAGGUGACACCACGGUUACAAGUUGUUAAGGAGUUCCUUCAGACGGAGAAAAACUAUGUCGGCAUUCUACACACCCUGCUAAAUACAUUUAAAGCCCAGAUCGAGACCCAGGAGCAGUACAACGGUGCAAUCCUGUUGAGCCAGGACAUUAAGCUGAUAUUCGGCAAUAUUCCCCCGAUCUACAACAUCCACUGUUCAAUACGAGACGAGCUGGCUGACAUGGUCGACACAUGGCAUGAAGAGAAGCUGGUCGGCAAAGUCAUCAGUGAAAAUGCUGAAGCGUUGGUGAAGGCGUACCCGCCAUUUGUGAACUUCUUCGAGGACACCAAGGAGAGAAUCAAACACUGUGAUAAAACCCAACCAAGGUUCCACGCCUUCCUGAAGGUGUGUCAGACAAAACCGGAGUGCGGGAGACAGACGUUGACGGAGCUGCUGAUAAGGCCGGUGCAAAGGCUGCCUAGUAUUACACUCCUUCUGAAUGAUAUUAUAAAGCGUACAAGCAAGACGAACCCUGACUAUGUGCAGUUGGAAAAGGCAAAUAAUGUGUUAAAAGAAGUUAUGACGCAUAUCAACGAGGACAAGCGGCGGACCGAGAGCCAGGUGGUAAUGUUUGACAUCCUGAAGGAUAUUGAAAACUGCCCUGCAUCGUUGUUAUCAUCUCACCGGAACUUUUUAUCUCGUGUGGAUGUAAUUGAGCUAUCCUCAUGCCUGUCUGAUCGUGGAGCCCCUCUUUCUCUCUUCCUGUUUUCUGAUUGUCUUGUGAUAUGUAAACGCAGAACAAAAGUGCUACACUCAAAGAGCCCAGCAGCCUCCAAAACUCCACAAAAGGGCUACAAACACCUCGAGUUCCUACCUCUACAGUGUGUGAGGAAAGUCCUUGACAUUCUCGAGACAGACGAGUGUAAGGACGCCUUUGGUCUCAUCGUUAAAAACACAGAGGACAUGAAGGAGAAGCUGUAUUCAUUCAUGAUGGAUUCUGAGGAUGUUACGAAAAGUUCAAUGGUCUCAUCGGUGGCUAAGUCGAUAGCAAACACGCUCUGCAGGACAGAUUACGAGAACCUGAUAUCCACAGUCGAGGGGAACCAAUUUUCUGUGAGCACCCAGGACCUCUCUGGACAGACCCUCUCCAAGGCUGCUAGCAGGUUUAGCAGGCGUGUGAGUCGAGCAUUCUCCUUCAAUAAGACGCCCCGGAGAAUCAAGCGGGCUGUCUCCCACGUGUUCAGCCCAUUUGUGAAAGACAACCCGCGUGAAUUCACCCCGGGAAAUCUCAAGGGGAAAAGACUUGCCAGCAGUAUAGAUCUUACAAAUGACGACAAUAUUAGUUUGAGCGGCAUCUACGACGAUGACACGGUCAGUUUAGGGGCAUUCUCCAUGAAGGGCUCGUAUGAUUGACAAACCGCGGCCCCGCCCAUCAAAUACGCCAGGACCAAUAGGGGCCAUAGAUUAGCCAGCUUUCCUAGCUUCCGUAGACGUAGUAGCUGUAGUGACGUCACUGAUUACCUGAACAGAUCAUCUCAAGAACGACCAAUAAACACAAGAGGCGGAUGGAAUGUUGAUGUCAAAUCCAUUGAUAUCAAAUCCUUAUCUUCAGAAAAUAGUACUAGUGUUAAAACUACUAUAUAUGAAGAUGAAUGUUUUAAGGCGAACAAAACGCUGCCAGUCAUUUCAGGAUCCAGAGUUAAAAAUCCUUUGAACACAUCGACAAAGAAUAAACUUAAAACAUUAGUUGACAAUGGGAAUGAUUUAUCAAAUGACUCUACAAAAUUGAAGUUGAAGACUUUAGUUGAGAGGCAUUCUGUGUGGAGGAAUAGACUCCGAAGAAUACGCAGCCUGAACGUUAUUAUGGAGUCGUCAGUUUAGAUGUGAUUCUUGUUGUUGAUUUGCAGUGAUGUUUUUAUUGUAGACCAUACAUGCAGGCUUUCAAGUGGGCCCUAUCUUUCUUACUUUUAUGCUGAAAGAAAAUAGAGAAUUAAAAAAAGUGUUUUAGAAACACCAGACAUUUUGACAUCAAAUCCCUACAAUGUACCUUUUCUAAUACUUUUUCGAAAAAAAUGCAUGUUCAUUCAUCCCAACUGAUUUGUUAAUGGUCAGACUUGAAAGCCUGUAGAUGUUGAUAUUGAAAGCUUCGUGGUGUGAUAUUAUGACAAUUAUUUCAAGUUCAUGUGGUUAUGUAACUUAUAGAAAACCUGGUAGAACAAAAGAAAUACAGUUGCAAAGUUUGUAUAGAAAAAUUCUGACAUUUCUUAAUAGGGAAUUAUAACAUUUAAUGAAUGUGAUCUUAUUUUCUGUAUGACUCAAUUGGAAAGAUUAAUCCAAGCAUAUACUUUUUUAAGAAUUAUAAGGGCUUUUUUUAGCUCUUUGGGAUAUUAUUAAAUGUUAUUCAUUGGAAAUUCACAUAGAUUCAAUGAGAAUUUUUACAUUCAAAAUAGGGGAAGUCCUCUUCUGGUAUAAACCAUACACUGGCUAUAAAGUCAUAUAACAUCUGUUAACGAAAUAAAUGGAAAUAUGCUUUGAAUCUAACAAAUGAAAUAUCGAUAUCGUAAACACCGCUUAUAAUGAAACCAUUACAUGUGAAACAAAGAAUCAUAUUGUAUGUUUGUACAUAUGUGUUUGAAAAGUAUUGUUGUUAUCAAAACAUUUUACUAAACAUACAUGUAUGGUAGGACUAAGGGCUUGAGAAUGACACAAAGUAUAAAUCUAAACUUCAUUACAUUACAGUAAAACGCAAUUGGCCCAUUGUUCAGAACUUUGUUACCAUUAGCAACAUGAUUUAUAACAUUGUUGACUUUUAAACGGGAAAUAUUUGAUGAUGCGCUCACUCACAUACUUAAAUAUAAGAAAGUAGAGCUUAAACAGUUCUCUUAAAUCAUGUUAAAAAUAAAGCAGAUCACAAGUGUAUACAUUACUUUCCAGAACAGUAACCAUUUGAAAGUCAAUUAUGAUGAUGUUAACAACUUUGUUAAUUGACUUGACUAAACAGUUGACUAAACGUAAACCGGGUAUUGAUUGUAAAUAUGAAUGUUGAUUAUUUAUGAACUUCUUGGUUGUGAUUCUAUUUUCCGCUCUUCUUUCAUUCUGACUUCCUUUCUUUUCUUAACUCGAUUUCUGUAGUAUUUAAAUUGAUUCUCUGAUAUGGAAUUAAGUUUAACAUUUAUUAUAAGCUGUUUAUCAUUGUUAAUUACUCACUUGAUAUGUUAUAUAUCCAGUAUGGUUUGUAAAAUAAAAAGGGUUUUGUAAACAAAUCUAUGAAUAUAGAUUUGAAAGUAGCAAAAAACUUUUUAUAAAAUACAAACAGUGUCAAUCAAAAAAUAUUUUAAAAGUUUUCAAAUAGAAUUGAAAAGUACAGUUGAAACCUAUUGGUUCGAUAUCCCAGGGAUUAGCCAAAAUUCUUCAAGCCUUGCAAAUAUCGAACCAUGCGGGAAUGUUUACAAAGAGUAAAACUGAAUCUGUCCUUUACAUGUGAGCCAACCAGGAAAUUGAGCCACGUAAUAUCGAGCCAACAGGUUUCGACCAUCACUUUUUAAAUUUUAAUUCAUAAAUUCACCCAAUUGGUUUAGUUAAUGUUUCAAUUCAUUAUCGCUUCAUAUUAUAUGCCAUAAUAUCAGUAUAACACAUACAUACUUUCUGUAUUCUUUACAACUCACGCACAGUAUUUUGAAUGAUUUCACAUUUGCAAUUAUUUUUAGUACUAGUUGCUCCAUAUUCAUGAAAUACAUUAUAUUAAAUGAUUCUUGAGACCUUGAUUCAAGAAAGUAAAGUACAUUCCUUUUUUUUCUUUUUUUUAUUACAUUCCCCUAGUUUUUUCUAUAUGGAAAUUAAGAUGAACGAGCAUGGUUAUGACAUCAUUGCUUAUUUCUUUGCUGCACCGUGAUUGGACAAGCUUGGUGUCAUAUCUUAGAAACAUUUACAGCAGACUGGAACAAAUGUAAAUUAAACGAUUGAUCCUUAUAUUUCGCGUGUUCAUACAGUAUGGACACUCUGACGCGAUUGUGUAAUUCUAUGAAAUGCGUUGAAUGAGCAGUAUAAUUUAGAAAAAGUAACAUAACCGUCUGUAUUUGAAUAUCAUAUGGUAUAUUCUGGCAUUAUCCCCAUAAAAAGAUUAUUCUCAAACUAUUCAAAAUACUGUGCAGUAUUUAUAACUUUUAUUGUUAUCGACAUUUACAUGUAUAUUUGAUUUCUUCAUAGUGCUUUUAUUGUAUUGGCUUAUUUUCUGUGUAUAUAAAGCCAUUUUAAGAAAUGAACCUUAAGUAUUCUGACUGUUUUUAUCUCUCCAGUUUAAUUCUUUUGGUCGAAGCAUAUCGAUGGGUGAAAGUGAACAGGUUCUAUCUGCAUCCUAAAUAAAUGUAACUAAGGCCUAAAAAUGGUUUGUUUAAGGUAACAUCCCCAAAAUUAUUAGGUAGGAUAGGUAUAGAUUUUUUUUUUUUUCCAAAUAUACUUUGUCAAACGUUAUUUCUUGCAAAUGUCACUUAAAUAUUGCUGUUGUUAUGGAGCUUUAUUCUCUGUGGAAAACUAAUGAAAGUUUUAACAAAAUUGUGUUGAUGGUGGCAGGACCUUUUUUUCUUAAAUACAAAGGUCUGCAGCUUUUAUAAUGUUGGGUCGGGUUACCUAAAAUAAACAAUUUUUGUUAGGCCUAAGAACCUUUUUGCUUCCCCCCUUUCUUUGUAAUAUGUCCAUAUACAGUUCAAUGAUCUGAUAUUUAUUCGUUUCUUUGUAUUUAAAAGUUCCUUUUAUUUGACUUGGAAUUUAGUUCAAAUUAAAGAAAUCAAACAUGCUAAUUUUCAGAAUAAUAAAAAAAAACAUUUUUAUGUUAGUGUAAUAUUUUUACUAUGUACAAAGUUUUACUGUACUCUAGAAUUCUUCAUGUGAUGUAAAUACUGUUAUUUGUAAAUGUGUCAUGUAGGGACCAACAAUCUGCACACAUUCACUGUUUUACCACUGUGCCAUGUUUGUAAGAGCAUUUGACGAGGGUGAUAGCGAAAAGUUCUAAGUGUGUUUACAUUUUUAGGUCUCUUAGAAUCAGGGUUGUGAUUUGAUGGCUCAAGGGAUCAAUACAAAUAAUAAAAAAAUGCUUUGAAAAAGUGAAAUGGUAGCUUUUUGUUCUUACUUUACUAACAAGACUUGUUAGUAUUUGCACUUCAGUUUGCUUCAAAUUUGAAGGAAGGAAAGCCCUCAAAAGGGUUUCUAAAAGCCAGUUUUGCCUCUGGCAGGGUGCCUUGAGCACCCCCAAAUCCCAUGGUUUCAGCCCUUCAGCUGCCAUGUCAAUCACCUCCCUGAUUUAAGGUAUCUUAGAAAUCUUUUCCUUUCAUCGUUUAUCCAGCUUUCCAGUUUGAUAUUGUCGUGAAUUAUUGAAAACAUAUUUUUAUCAUAUUACAUGUAAACUCAAUGGAAAUGAUAAACACCAUAUG
Molecule: messenger RNA, 6758 nt
Organism: Mya arenaria
Lineage: Eukaryota; Metazoa; Mollusca; Bivalvia; Myida; Myidae
Product: protein ECT2-like
Exons: 17
Coding region: 613-2745 (710 amino acids)
Biological process (GO): regulation of cytokinesis, actomyosin contractile ring assembly; activation of GTPase activity; mitotic cytokinesis
Cellular component (GO): nucleus; cell cortex
Molecular function (GO): guanyl-nucleotide exchange factor activity; GTPase activator activity
Source: RefSeq, a predicted model, not a curated record